Messenger RNA from Saprolegnia diclina VS20, 1116 nucleotides. RefSeq lists its product as hypothetical. The coding region runs from base 1 to 1116 and encodes 371 amino acids. Lineage: Eukaryota; Oomycota; Saprolegniomycetes; Saprolegniales; Saprolegniaceae. The transcript has 4 exons. The record is from RefSeq and is a predicted model, not a curated record.
AUGGAGCGGCGAGGCAUUGACGAGCUCGAGCAAGACACGGCGGGCGCCGAGGACCUGAGUCCCGACGAGAUCACGGCGCUCCUGUUUCCUGUCGCGUGGCAAAGCUACCAUCGAUUUGCGGUCGCGUACUCGAAGCUAGCGCUGCGCGGCUGGGUCAAGCAGCCGUCGCCGUCGUGCGCAGCCGCGUCAUUAGCGGGCGCUUUGAACACGUUGCACGAAUACGGUCGCGACCACCCGGCAGCCUUCUCCACGCGCCAUGUCCUCGAUGUCUACUGCCAUCUCUUCCGCGACAAGAUCAACCGGCAACGCGCGCAGCUCGAGACGCUGCUGGCGCACAGCCUCGCGUCGCUCGAAGCGGCCGUGGAGCAGUCGUUGGCGGCCGAGGGUCUCCGGCUCGGCGGAGUCGGAGACGCCAAAGUCUCCAAGAAAAGUCGUCGACGACACGUUGCAGCGUGCGUGGCGCACCUUGCGUCGGACGAAACCAGUGUAUUCCGGGCCCUUACAAGCGCAGUCGUUGCAGUCGAGGAUGCUGCUGCGACGCCAGACGACGCUGGCGACGACGACGCCGUUGCGACCGAGCUCUCACUGGGAAGCGACCGAUGGCGGCCGGCGCUCGAUACCUAUUUCCAUCGCCUCGACGGCCUCGCCAAGCUCGAGCGCGACGACAAGCCGAGCACCGCGAUCUGUGGCAACCACACGCUCCUGGAAGCUGCCAACUACAUCUUCAGCACGUCACCACCAGCCUCCGCGAGCCGGCUGGCGACGCUGAAAGGACGCCAUUUCAUGGGCAAGUCGCUUCGAGGCGUCCAGGUCGAGUGUGUUGCGAGCGCAAGCGACAACAACACCGGGCGUCUUGAGGUGCUUUGGCGCGCGCUCUGGGCGGCGUUCACCGACGACAACACAGUGCUUCUCUUCCACUUGACCAACCACUAUGCCCUCCUCUUUGCGCUGCGCGAGUGGGUCGACGAGACAAGCGGCCACGUGCGGCAGGUGCUCACGGCGCGAAAGGGCCAGCGACCCACCGCCUGGAUCGACUUUGACGACGUCCACCGCAUGCUUUGCGGCUGGGGCGGCUACCGCAUCCUUGCAUUUCAACGAACGACGACGAGAGUCUAG